AUGUCGUUCCGCCCGGGCUCCCGCAUCUUCAGCUCCUUCCGACCCUUCUUUCAACGCGCAAAUGCCCGCCGACAUGCCGGCACAGCUGCAGGCGCUGAGCCCGCUGGCUUCCAAAAGUUCUGGAACAGCCCGAUCGGACCCAAGACUGUCCACUUCUGGGCCCCAGUAAUGAAAUGGGGCAUGGUCCUCGCCGGUGCCUCCGACUUCUCCCGCCCCGCUGAAUCUCUCUCCUUCACCCAGAACUUCGCUCUCAUGUGCACAGGCGCCAUCUGGACACGAUGGUGCUUCGUUAUCCGCCCCAAGAACGUUGCCUUGGCUGCUGUCAACUUCCUCGUCUUCUGCGUCGGUGCUACACAGGUUGGCCGUAUCUACGCCUACAACCAGUCUAUCAAGGGCACUGAAGGUCAAGCCAAGGGCGAGAUGAAGGAUCUCAAGCACACUGCUGAGAAGGCUGAGCAGAAGGCCGAGAAGGCUCUGAAGUAA
Alternaria burnsii is the source of this 483-nucleotide messenger RNA. RefSeq names its product upf0041-domain-containing protein. The record is from RefSeq and is a predicted model, not a curated record. Bases 1 to 483 code for a protein of 160 amino acids. Lineage: Eukaryota; Fungi; Ascomycota; Dothideomycetes; Pleosporales; Pleosporaceae. Gene Ontology annotation, molecular function: pyruvate transmembrane transporter activity. The transcript is spliced from 2 exons. Gene Ontology annotation, cellular component: mitochondrial inner membrane. Gene Ontology annotation, biological process: pyruvate import into mitochondria.